UGGUCAUAAUGCACGUAUACGUGUUGUCGAGCGUGACACGCUUUGAACACAAUUAGAAUAACCCGGUGGGACAAAAUACGAGAUGGAGAGUCAAUCAUCAAAGCCGAGACAGAUUACGAUAGGCAUCUGUACAUCAGCGUUAAAGUCCAACAUCGAGGCUUUUAUAGAGAAAGUCAAAAGUCUCCCCAAUGUAGCAGUUAAAUUUAUUCAGCUACCAUACAAUGAUUUAGACAGUUUUCGGCUUUCAAGUGAAGGACUGGAUGGUGUGAUAGUCUGUCAUUCUAUCAACAAUCGUCGUUUUGCAAUCACAGACGUCAUGGAUGCACUCUAUGACAAGUUCUUGCCUCAUGUUCAAAAUAAAAUUGGAAAGGAAAACGUCUGUGUUAUUGCACAUGACUUUCGAUGGCCCAUGGGACCAACUGGAUCCGCAAAUCACACAAAGGUCAAGGAAACUUAUAUGGUCAGCUUCAAGAGAAAUCAGUCUACAACCUUUAAGUGUUCUAAACUGGCCAUCAUCUGUGGUAGUCUGGAUAAACAUGUGGAGGUGGAUGAAACAGAUUGGAAACAUCUUCAAAACUUCGUUCUACAAUGUCAUGUUACGCGGAGCUGGAUUGUCCAUGUCUUGUCAACAUCUCUGGCCCUCAUUAAGUUUUUUGUCCAUGUCUUGUCAACACCUCUAAGUAUGAUCAUGAAGGUAAUAGAGAGAUAUCUCCCUUGCCUCCAUCGUAUUUUAAUGCACAUUUACCAGGCCGCUGAAAUUGUUUUCAUUCCCGUCCAUGAUGACGACCUUCCCACAGUUCUGAUAUCCCGAGAAGCCCAAACUAGAAUCACUAUACCAUGUAUACGAAUCAUCGAAUAUAUACUUCUGCUGUUGUGCAGUCCUGUCAUUAUCAUGUGUAUGUUUGUAGAUUGUAUUUUUCAGCGGAUAUACCCCAAUGAUUCAGUCCAUUCACUGUUAAAGUCAUUCAAGAAAGAUGUUAUUAACAAAACCCUAGAAAGAUCUGCAACCUACAAAGGUCUGUGCUGGACUGUACUCUGGAUACCUUUUAACUUUACUUUCAAUUUCUGUUCAUUCAACCUUGGUAAUAUGCGUAGGCUGCUGCUGCUCUGUUUGUCAAUAUUUUGGAAAUGAAAGCAGUGUAUAUAUAUCUUAACCAGAUUCAUGGGGCGUUGAUGAGAGAGAAAAGUGAUAUCAUCAGAGCGUGAAUUAUAGAGCUAAAUAUCCCAAUAUUCCAUCACUGACAUCAUACACGGAAUAUUCAUCCAAUUUGGCGCCUCCAAGCUCCAAUUUUCAAAUAGUUAUCCCAAACAUUUUUUUUUCAAAUGAUUAUCCCAAACCUUUUUUUAUUAUGUGUUUUAAUUGUUUUGCAAAUAUAAAUUUUUUCAUCAAAAUAUACUACAUCCAAUGAUUUACCCGAAUCAAUCUCUGUAUUUCUUAUAAGCUUCACUUGGAAUGAGGUGGCUACUUGUAGAAUUAUACUUCUGUUCAAUGUACCCCAGAUAGCUUCAAAAUGCUACAGCUCGUGUCGUCGCACUGUCAAAUAAACGCUCACAUAUCAUAUUACUCAAAUUUGGAAUUCCCUGCAUUGGCUGCCUAAAAUGCCUAUAGAGAAUAGGAUCAUUUUUAAGAUUCAAAUUGUUGCUCGCUUUUCAUUGCCUUCAUGGAUAAGGCAGACCAAUACAUUUCUAGACGAACUACGGAAAUAUUAUGUACCGUAAGGGCACUAGUAUUCAACCCGUUUGGAGAGUUUCCUCAAAUAUAUUGAAAUAUAGAAUUUACCUGAAUUUCAGACCCGUCUUAUUUCCAAGAGCAAAUGCUGGUUAUUCUUUAUUUUUUUCUUCAACCAGUUGACUGUGUGCGCGGGUGAUCGAAUUAUACGGCGACGGAUUUUGGUACUAGUAUUCAACCCGUCGGCACUAGCAUUCAACCUAGCGAUGAAAGAUGGCCCUGUCUCUCAAUCUGCCCUUGUCCCAUCCGACUAUGGACUAGACCAUUUGAGAUGAGACCAAACAGGGAAUUAAUCAAAGCCAGAGACUUACAUAGAUCUAGAUCUAAUUUAGCAAUCUAAACCCUUUUGAGAUUUACUAUCAAUCCUCACUAGGUUGAAUACUAGUGCCAUUCAGUGCAAAAGGCCAUCGCCGCAUAAUUCGAUCCUCCGCGCAUAGCUAGUCGACAGAUUGACAAAGAAAAUACCGACAACAGAUUACCCUGGAAAUAACAAAGGUAUGAAAUUAAGAUAAAUUCCCUAUUUCUAAAUAUUUUGGGGAAUAUGUCAAAAUCUUUGAAUUAUGCCGGGUUGAAUACUAGUACCCAUACGGUAGGUCUCUUUGUUCUUCGACAUCCAGUUCCCUUGUGGUUCCAUACGUUUCAAAAACCUUGGGGAAAAUUACUGUGGAGUAGACUUCCUAAAGAAAGCAAAAAUUGUAUCUCUUUUGAGUCCUUCAUAGCAUUCCUAUAUUUAUUUCUUAAUUAUUUAUGCGCCUUGAUCACUCUACAGAGUGGAUUUGGCGCUUUAUUAGUCCGGUCCCAAUCAACCGGUCACUGGUCACAAUGUAUAAUGUAUGACUAAGAAGUCAUUUGGUAAUCUGUUUAUCGGUUAAACGUAAACAAUAUCUAUUUUCAUCUUUUAGAAAGACGAUGAUACCCAUGCACAGCCCCAUAAAUCUACAUAUAAAAAAGUGAUAAACUCACGACAACAUAUUGAUCAUAAUUAUCAUAAUAACUGCUGGCUGGGAUCGAACCUCAUAUUAUAUUACUUCAUUUUGAUGUUUCAAAUAUCACUUAGUUACAACCUGAAUAUUACUUUAUAAAACAUGUGUAUUAUCCUAUCAACCUUGUUCUGCUCAUUGUUGUUGUUGUUGUUUGGUUUUUAACGUCACUCUUAUUCAAAAAAUAAUAUAUGCGCCGAUCAAAAUAUCAUACCAAAUCAAAAAGGUUGUUUAUUUUUAUUAUUUUCAGUAGAUAAGACCUUACGUAAUACUGUAUAUAUAUUGUAAACAUCACUUUCUCUUGUUCUCGUUAUGCUUUCUAGAAGUUUAUCCGGAAGUUUAUGUGAUCAUUAAUAUGAUGUUGAAUAUGUUAAACUGGAGGAUAAUAAAUGUUUGUUUGAAUUGA
Molecule: messenger RNA, 3115 nt
Organism: Lytechinus pictus (painted urchin)
Lineage: Eukaryota; Metazoa; Echinodermata; Echinoidea; Temnopleuroida; Toxopneustidae
Exons: 3
Coding region: 83-1132 (349 amino acids)
Source: RefSeq, a predicted model, not a curated record